Carassius gibelio (silver crucian carp) is the source of this 582-nucleotide messenger RNA. Its product is annotated as ATP synthase subunit f, mitochondrial-like. The record is from RefSeq and is a predicted model, not a curated record. NCBI's taxonomy places the organism in Eukaryota, Metazoa, Chordata, Actinopteri, Cypriniformes, Cyprinidae. Gene Ontology annotation, biological process: proton motive force-driven mitochondrial ATP synthesis. The transcript has 4 exons. Bases 222 to 476 code for a protein of 84 amino acids. Gene Ontology annotation, molecular function: proton-transporting ATP synthase activity, rotational mechanism.
CAGGUACGGUUGAAUGGGACAUGCAUAGAUGAAUAUAUUUCACUGUUGGACGGGAAGGCUUUACAGACAGCGCAUUCUCUUAUUAUUUCUGCGUCUGAAGGCACGAAUGGAGUGAAUGUUCAUGUGGUCGUUUGUACGCAGUGCGGUUCAGGGCCUCGAAGCGGGCAGCGAGUCAUGUCAAGGACUUUCAGUAACAUCGGCUGCACUGUUUUAUCGAUUACAUGGCCCUGGCCCAGAAGAGGCUUAUGGACGUCAAACUCGGAGAACUGCCAUCAUGGUUUGGAACAAGAGACUUCACCCCAAACGGACUUAUUGGUAGUGUUCGAGGAGGAUAUGAGAGAUAUUACAACAAAUACAUCAAUGUGAGGAAAGGUGGCAUUGGUGGAGUUGCCAUGUUCCUUGCUGGUUACAUUGCUCUGAGCUACCUCUGGGAAUACGAUCACAUCAAGCACGACAGGUGGAGGAAGUACCACUGAAACCCACUGGACCACCAGGGCAAUCAAAUAUUUUGUCUGCAGCAGUGUGAUCAUCACACUCCAGCUUUCUCUGUUUGUGACCAAGAAUAAAAUGACUUUUAUUUAA